AUGCAUAUUUCAAAGGCAGAUCGAUGCCCCUACUGCAAGGAGUACGUCUACUGCGGCGAUUUGUGGGGUGAAUGUCCUAAGCAUGCAAAUCCGAUGGAUCACCUGAAUAUUUGCGACUCCUAUGCCCAGCACGUCUGCCACCAACGUUUCUUACUCCAAGCAAAAUGGAUUCCUGAUCUCUCCAAUCCAUCUCAGCUUCCAUGGAAAUGCGAAACAUGCAGGGACACUUUCCAUACCCAGGCACAGGCGAUUGAGCACAUUAAUACCAUGGACCACUACUAUGCCUACUGCAAGGACUGCAACCUUCACUUUCUGGACAAAGUCCACCUGAUUUCCCAUCUGACUACACGAAUGCACCGAGGAGAACACCGCACCCGCGCCCUCUGUGUGUCGGGUGUCAACAGAAUCGAGGAGAUCCUGGACUCGCAAGAAAAGAUUGAUAAUUUUAUCGCCACCCACCCGUGGUCUGAUGAUGAAGAUGAAGAAAACAAUGAGAGUUCCUCGUUCGCAGUCGGCCGCAUCUUCUACCAGAGCGCUUUCAACGGAAGAUACUGGGAGUGUUUCCUUUGCCACAAGUUCUUCAGGGGACAGGGGGCACUUGAUGCGCAUUUAGAAUCUCCGGCUCACUCGCAAGGUCAACUUCGAUGCCCAAAUCUUCUCUACAACAAGGAAUUUGAGAGCUGGCCUAUGGUCCUGAAUCACCUCCAGAAUGCCAUCUGUGGCAUGGCCGCCUUUGAACAUGACCCUGAAAUGGCAGAAACCUCACAAUCAACCGGGGCCCAGAAGGCUGUGAUUGUUGGCAUUUCUGGCCCAUCAUCUAGUGGUAAAACUACUUUAGCUCGACUUCUUCAGCGCAUAUUCUCCGGAGUUCGCAUCGCCUCGGCUUCAUCCAGUGCAGGGAGCUCAGGUUCCGAUGCUCAGACCUCAGACACUCUGAAUACCUUCAUCAUCCAUGAAGAUGAUUUCUAUCAUCCCGAUGAUAAAAUUCCCUAUACUACAACCCCAUCCGGCAAAAUAGUUCAAGACUGGGACACAUCCGCUGCGAUAGACACAUCAUUCCUCGCUCAAGCUCUCUCCUACGUCCGCAUCAACGGUCGUCUUCCACCACGAUUGCAAAGCAAAGAGGAUCAAAACGAAGAUGCCGGCCCCUGCGUCCCAGAGACACUCAUUGCAGAUAUCAGACGUGAAGUUGAAGAUCACAUAUCUUCCUUCCUUUCAUCAUCUCCUUCCACAUUCAGAUUGCCAACUCUUGUCUUCAUGGAAGGGUUCUUACUCUAUGCACCACCAGAAGGAUACAUCUCGCUGAGGAGUGCAACGGAUGGCACGGCCACAGCCGAUGACAAGCAUUAUCCGACAGACCAUGGCGCUUUGAGACCUGUGCAUGCGCAGAUUGGACUGCCGUUGUUCUUGCCAGCGGCGUAUUCCACCGUGAAGACGAGGAGGGAAGGGAGGAGCGGCUAUGUCACCAUUGGUCCGGCGCCGGAGCCCCCAGCGGCAAGCAACGAGGGCGAUUCUCAAGAAGAAAAGGGGACACAAGCGAUGGAGGAAAUUGAUCUCGAAGGGAAAGAUGAUCGGCCGCCGCAGAACUUUUGGACUGAUCCCCCUGGCUAUGUGGAUGAUAUUGUUUGGCCGAGAUAUGUGCGUGAUCAUGCUUGGUUACUAGUUGGUGGUGAGGGCCAUGCUGAGCGAGACGGGGAUAUCCUCAGUCAGGUUGGAGAAGGUGUUGAUGUUCGUCACGAUGUUGGCGUGAAGAUUGCUCCCGGAAAGGGCGCGGUUGGAAUGGAGGACGUGUUGCGGUGGGCUGUGAAUGAGGUAAUGACAUUUUACCUCGAAAGAAGGUCAGAUCAAACUUAG
Molecule: messenger RNA, 1854 nt
Organism: Penicillium oxalicum
Lineage: Eukaryota; Fungi; Ascomycota; Eurotiomycetes; Eurotiales; Aspergillaceae
Product: ribosylnicotinamide kinase
Exons: 4
Coding region: 1-1854 (617 amino acids)
Cellular component (GO): cytoplasm
Source: RefSeq, a predicted model, not a curated record